This is a messenger RNA of Sinocyclocheilus rhinocerous, 1514 nucleotides long. RefSeq names its product zinc transporter ZIP9-like. The transcript is spliced from 7 exons. The record is from RefSeq and is a predicted model, not a curated record. Gene Ontology annotation, cellular component: membrane. Bases 170 to 1102 code for a protein of 310 amino acids. Lineage: Eukaryota; Metazoa; Chordata; Actinopteri; Cypriniformes; Cyprinidae. Gene Ontology annotation, biological process: zinc ion transport; transmembrane transport. Gene Ontology annotation, molecular function: metal ion transmembrane transporter activity.
GAGGUUUAUGGAGGGUGUUGAGACGUGGAGAACUCCACUAUGCCUUCCAGUGAGUGCUCAAAGAGGAUUUUGUGUCUUCCUUUUGUGUGUUAGGGUGUUUGUUACAUGUGAUGCAGCCUGAUCGUGCGUUAAGAGGUUUGAUCGGAAGGGCUGAAGAGCAGAAGCAGUCAUGGACGGAGCUUGGGCUGUUAUUCUCAUAUCUCUGGCUAUGUUCGUGGGAUGUUUCAUGCUCGGGAUAAUUCCAUUAUUGAUCAGUUUAUCAGAGCAGAAACUACAGCUGGUUACCGUGCUGGGGGCGGGGCUUCUAUGUGGCACUGCCCUGUCAAUCAUCAUCCCAGAGGGGGUGGAGUUAGUGCAGGAGUCAUGGAAAGACUGGUAUUGCUCCGCAAUGGGAGAGAAUCAAAAUAUCUCAGAAUCAAAUUCAACACUUCAUCUUACUGCAAAGAAAGGUCUGCGUCCUCACUUCUUCAUAGGAGUCUCUCUCGUCUUGGGCUUUACGCUCAUGUUUGUGGUGGACCAGAUUGCCAACUACUGCUCCAUGCACGAACCCCGAGCACACAUGUACAGUGGCAACAGUGUUACUGCCACCCUGGGUCUGCUUAUUCACGCCGCAGCUGAUGGUGUCGCUCUGGGUGCAGCUGCGGCCUCAUCGCAGGUGUCUGUGCAGGUUGUCGUGUUCUUUGCUGUCAUUUUGCAUAAGGCUCCAGCGGCGUUUGGUCUUGUGUCUUUCCUCAUGCACGCAGGUCUGGAGAGGAAGACUAUUCAGAAGCAUUUACUGGCAUUUUCUGCUGCUGCGCCGCUGAUGGCCAUCAGCACUUAUUUCAUCCUGAGUGCAUCUAAUGGCUCUUCUCAGAACCGCCUGAGCAUUACAGGCAUUGGCAUGCUGUUCUCAGCUGGGACUUUCUUAUAUGUGGCCACAGUUCAUGUUCUGCCAGAAAUCAACAGCAGAGGGCAUCAGCGCUCCACUCACCUCCACCACGAGACAGGAACCGGAGGCGGAGCCUACCAGCAGCAGGGCGGUCUGGGCAUCACAGAGAGCCUGACUCUCAUCCUGGGGGCUGGACUUCCUGUGCUGUUGGCCCUCGGCCUACCAGAUGAUUAAUCUGUAAGAACAGUCUCCCAGCAUAACAGGACCGGUGAUGUGUAAUAUUUCAUUUGAAAAUGUUUAUAUAUUUUUUUUUUAUUAAGACUUGAGAAUGCUCUUUGAGAGUUUUAUCAUGAUUAGGGUUAUGAAACUCCCCACAUUUUCUGUUUAACUAUUAGACAGUUUUGAUUAAUUGUUUUAUUAGCUGAGAAACAAAAUAAAAGCCUGUGGUGUUUAUGUGCAGUUGGAAUUUUGCAUCUGUGCAUUGUCAAGGACAUAAAAGAUUGUGAUAUUUUAUAUUCUUAUAUGUAGAAUAGACUCCAAUUUUAUUUUGCCCUAGAAAUUAAGUAAUUCUCACUGCCAUAAAGUUGCAAAGCUUAAGUGCAAUACAGUGCUCUUUUUCCAAAAAAAAAAUGAAAAUGUUAUUUGU